CGAAGAUUCUCGUUUCAUUUUUCAUUUAUUGAAGAAGAGUUGGUGAUACUACAGGAACUAAGGAGGAGGUUUGGUAUGUCUUGUAGUGAACCUGUCGGUUUGGUCACAAUUCUUCUCUUGUAUGCUUUAUUAUCACCGAACAAUACAUGUGUGAAAGCGGUGAAAAAUUCGGAUAAGACGAAAAAACAGUGGUUAGCAGAAAGGAAUCUGUUUCUGGAUAUCGACAAUGCCCGUUCAGAUACCAUUGACAAUAUCACUGAUGCUUUCCUCAGCAUCACAAACAGAUUGGUGAAAGCCGGUCGUUUGAUGAUUGAAACUAAACGUCGCAUGAUCAUGUUCAUCGAUGAAGUUGGCGAGAUGAGCUAUGAUUCCAAGUGGGCUGUCUUGGGCUGGUUUGCUGCUAUGUUUCUUUUUCCCAUCGUUACGGCUGUAAUCGUAGCCAUAAUCAUUGCUCUGUUCUUCCAAAAUGAACUCACCAAUUUGCAAAUUUUCUUGCAUACUCGUUGGGAUACGGGUGAUCAACCGGAUAUUAUCACUGAAUGCAAGGCAAAGCAACGUUUGGGUAAUUUAGCCAUGCAACGUUUGUAUCUUAAAAUGAGUCGACAUCCGGAUAAAUUCCUCCCCAAGCAGGCAAAACGUAAUCCAGAGGCGUUGAUCCGUGAAAAGGCUGAACUAACAUAA
Messenger RNA from Loa loa (African eye worm), 681 nucleotides. RefSeq lists its product as hypothetical. The transcript has 2 exons. Lineage: Eukaryota; Metazoa; Nematoda; Chromadorea; Rhabditida; Onchocercidae. The coding region runs from base 76 to 681 and encodes 201 amino acids. The record is from RefSeq and is a predicted model, not a curated record.